Lineus longissimus is the source of this 2120-nucleotide messenger RNA. Its product is annotated as polyisoprenoid diphosphate/phosphate phosphohydrolase PLPP6-like. The record is from RefSeq and is a predicted model, not a curated record. Gene Ontology annotation, molecular function: sphingosine-1-phosphate phosphatase activity. Bases 86 to 808 code for a protein of 240 amino acids. NCBI's taxonomy places the organism in Eukaryota, Metazoa, Nemertea, Pilidiophora, Heteronemertea, Lineidae. The transcript has 2 exons.
CCGCUCUGGAGUUAAUCAGUUUUGUUGAAGUUGGCUCGAUAAAAACGCAAAUAACUCAAAUGAGCUAGAUAUAAUUUCAUCCAAAAUGGAACAGGUAGAAAAUGAAUCAGUUGAAGAACACAAAGAGCCGCAAAUGUAUCAGAAUGUUUCCAGUGAUUGUUCCAAAAACGAGAAAACAAACUCUAAAAAUCAACCAGUUGAAAAACAUGGCGGAUUUGCUGAGAGAUUUAUUGACUUUGAUGUGUCAAUCACUUCCGAUUUGGCAAUUUGUGCAACGAAAGACUCCUCGUAUGGUGCCCUGAGACCAGUCAUGAAGUUGCUUGAGAUCAGUUGCCAUGGGAUACCAUGGCUGUCCGUGACCGCAUUCCUGAUGUACAAGACCAGUGAUGUUCAUUGCCACGAGAUUCUCGUCAAUUUGCUUACCGCUCUGAUUCUUGAUCUCAUUAUCAGUGGCCUGCUGAAAGCUGCUGUACGUCGUCGACGUCCCAUUCACAACAAAAUGGACAUGUUCUUCACUAUAUCCGUGGACAACUACUCUUUUCCUUCUGGCCACACAUCGAGGGCGGCCAUGACCGCAUACUUCAUGUAUGACGUUUUAGAAUUUAGUCAUUUAUCUGUGUAUGUUUUAAUCUGGGUUUGGGCGAUAAUGGUGAGCAUAUCUCGAGUGAUGUUGGGGCGGCAUCAUGUGACCGAUGUGGCAGCAGGUUUUGUCGUUGGAUUAACACAGUACUUAAUAAUUGUGGCUUAUUGGAUACCGCAAGAGACUUGCCAUGAGUACAUAAUAAAAGCUCAGGGAUUACUUGGAUGAUCAAAUUUUUGUUGGUUCCUUUUGAACUUAGGAAAAUUCUUGUCAAUAUUCCAAUUUCUGAUGCACUUUCAAAUGGUUAAUGAGUUUUGUCUCGUAGUACCCUAAAAUGCAAGGUUGUCUUGCCAGUCAUGUCAACUAAUACUGCAUGCCAGAUGAGUUUAGCUGUGAUGAAUUCAGAAAUAUUUAUUAACCUCCUAGCCUUUCUGAGGAAAAGGUUGGUUCCAACAUGUGUUUAUUGAUAAAUCGUUGCAGUUUCAAGAGAAGUAACAAGUUUGGAGUGUACGUCUUUCUCUAUAGUGUUAAACAGUAAGCAGCUGUAAUCCAGCAUGUGUGACUUUGUUACAUUAUUUUCCUCUGUCUGUCUUUGUGAAUGUCUUUUAGUACCUCACUUUGUUAUCCUUGAAUUCAAGUUUUCUUUGAAUAUGUACUUACAUUAAGAUAUGCUCUUCACUUCAUAGGAUCAGUUACACGUAUAGACGACUAUAGAAAUGAAAGAUUCAGGAUAAGUUGCAAUGGAUCAUUAAUGUGGCUUAAAUUUUAAACAUUGAGUAAGAUGAUCAAAAACAAAAGCGGUGUUUAACAUAAUUGAAUUGAAGAUGGGACUAUUGGCAUGAGCUAGGAAGUCAAAUUGGUGGUCCCAUAGACAAUCAGGAAAUAGGAUCUGGUCUGUCUUAGUGCUUAACUAUUCCUUGUACAGGUGUGAGGAGUGUCGUCAUAUUGUUAGCUGAAGGCAGUGGAGAUUCCUGUUGCACUCAAUCUGACCAACCUGGCUCUUGUCUACUAGUCCCCCUUAUAGGAAUCGUUGUAUUAUCAGUCGUAAAAUUUUAAGUCUGUCAUGUCUGUAACUAGUGGAAGACUGUGAUGUUGUCUUGCUUUUAUAAUGACACCUGUACAAUCAUGUCGAUACUGGUUAUGAUUAUGGUUUUUUGAAAAUGGAUGCAAAGUACUUAGCAGUUGAUUUCUUUGGGACCUUUUAAAAUGACUUCAAGGUGUUUGAUUUGUAUGUCUGCAACAGUUCUGUGGUUGUGUAUAACUUGACUCACUUACCAAACACUCAGGGUAAAAUGAUAUGUUUUUGGAUCUCAAUCAUUGCUGUUGUGCAAAAUGAUAUUGAAGUCCAAAAAGAGGUAUUGGGUCCUCCACCACGGUCAUUGAUUCAUGUAUUUCAAAAAAUGUGUCUCUAUUGAACAUGUAGUAAUCAAUGUGAAUGUCCGGUUUUGUACAUGUGCUGCACAUGUACAUUUGAUCCACUUGUUGAGCAGGUGGUCACUAACUUACUGAUAUGAAAUAAAUUCCAACUCAAUCACUAAAA